Molecule: messenger RNA, 2376 nt
Organism: Priapulus caudatus
Lineage: Eukaryota; Metazoa; Priapulida; Priapulimorpha; Priapulimorphida; Priapulidae
Product: formin-like protein CG32138
Biological process (GO): cortical actin cytoskeleton organization; cell migration; regulation of cell shape
Cellular component (GO): cytosol
Molecular function (GO): small GTPase binding; actin filament binding
Source: RefSeq, a predicted model, not a curated record
GCGAAGAGAACACUGGGAGACUACAAAUCUACGCAGGUCCUACGGGACCUCGAGAUCUCCUUACGAACCAACCACAUCGAGUGGGUAAAAGAAUUUCUGAAUGAGGAAAACAAUGGACUAGAUGUGUUAGUCAAUUACCUAAACUUCCAGCUGGUUCUGAUGAGGCGGGACGAACAAUUCCGCACGUACAGCGAGGACCAGGCCGCCGCCGGAACAAACAACGGAACGCUCGUCAAGUCCGCCGGCAGGAAGACGGUGGCGCAGUCUGUUGGCCGGGCGGCGGGGCGGAGCGUCGACACCGGCAGCAUCAUCGGCCGCGACGCGAAACCCAACGCCAUGACGCUGAGUUUAUCUCUCUCUAAUUUACACGAUGAGGAAGUAGGUGGCGCUGCGGUAGAGGAAGUAGGUGGCACUGUGGUAGAGGAAGUAGAUGGCACUGCAGUAGGGGAAGUAGGUGGCGCUGCAGUAGGGGAAAUAGAUGGCACUGUGGUAGAGAAAGUAAGGGAUCCUGAAAAAGGCAGGAACACAAUAACGAUCACAGAGGACGACAUCCACGUCGCCGUGAUGUGUCUGCGCGCGAUCAUGAACAACAAGCUCGGAUUCAACAUGGUGUUCGCUCACGCAGAGGCGAUCAACUGUAUCACGCUCAGUCUCAACCAUAACAGCCUCAGGACCAAGGCGCUGGUGCUGGAGCUUCUAGCCGCCGUCUGUCUCGUCCAAGCGGACGGUCACGACAUGAUCCUAGAAGCAUUUGACCAUUUCAAACUGCUGUGUGAGGAACAGAGCCGAUUCGAGACCUUAAUGAACGAUUUCAUGAACUACGAAGAAUUCAACAUUGAUUUCAUGGUUGCCUGCAUGCAGUUCAUCAACAUCGUUGUUCACUCGGUGGAUGACAUGAACUUCCGCGUUCACCUCCAGUACGAGUUCACAAAGAUAGGCCUCGACGACUAUCUAGAGAAGCUGAAGCACACCGAGUCGGAGCAGCUGCUGGUUCAGAUCUCCGCCUACCGUGACAACAUGUUCGAUGUUCAGCACCUCAUGGAGGAGGCGGAGACCAAGAACGUGGCUGUGGAACAAGUCGCAGAGCUAGAGAACGAACUGUCACACGCGAUAGAGAGAUUCCAGGAGCUGGAGAAUGAAUCAAUGGCCAAGAUCUGUGAGUUGGAGAGUGCGGUGGUGGACACAACGAAGGAACGUGACAUGUACUAUGCGCACCUUGCUCAGACGCAGCACGACCUGGAUGAGCUGAGGAAGCAGAUUAACGAGAAGGAUGAGGAUGUGAAGCAGAAAGGAAGCCUUCUGCAGGAGAGGGAGAAGGAACUCGAAUCCCUCAAGGGCACCUUGAGACUAAAAGGUGGACAGGUGGCAGCACUGGGUCUCGCCGGAGAAGGAGGAGGAGCCCCGCCGGCCCCCGGACCGCCCCCUCCCCCCGGACAGAUGGCAGCACCUUCCGGAGCAAUGACAAUUAAGCGGAGAAUCCAGACGAAGUAUCGUCUACCGAUGUUCAACUGGAUCGCGUUGAAGCCUCAGCAGCUGAAAGGAACCGUAUUCAAUGAGCUAGACGAUGACAAAUUACUCAACCAACUCCAUGCCGUCACGGCUGCGUCACGCUCUGUGAGGAACUCCGCUCGUGUGCGAAAGAUGCUAGAGAUAAUCCUGGUCUUUGGAAACUACAUGAACAGUAACAAGAGAGGUGGGCCCCAGUGUCCAAUGGAUUCAGAACGUAGCAGAGUCUAUAUAAUGUACACCCAGUGCGGAGAGAGGUCGCAAGAUAAGAAGGUUACCUUGUUAAAUUUCAUCGCUCACACAGUAAAGACGAAAUUCCCAGAACUGCUCAACUUUGAUACGGAGCUUCGCUUUAUAGAGAAGGCAGCACAAGGUACGUGGGAGGGGGAAACCAUGCACAUGCUCUUAGUGGUCACAGUGUUAUUGAUUAUUGAUUGCUUUCACGGCGCCAGCGCGGUGCCCUGUUCAUUGCUUAUUGAACUCUCACUUCGGCAGUCGAUCUUUGUUAAGAAGGUGGAGCAUGCGGCGGAGGUGAUCGUGCGAGCGAUCAACAACCUCGAUCUCAGCAUCCUCUCGUUAGAGAUGACCGAGAUCCUACUCAAACUAAUACCCAAGGAAGACGAGAUCAAGGCAUACAGGCAAUAUGAGAAGGACAAGAAACCGCUAGAAGCUCUAACAGAAGAGGACAAACUCAUGUUUCAGUUGACUAAGGUUGAGCGGCUGCUGCAGAAGUUGCAAGUGAUGAGUUUCAUAGGAAACUUUGACGAGAAUUUGAAGCACAAGCCGUAUCGCAGAGCAGACGCCGUCAGGAAGUCCCUGCGCAAGGGACGCGGACACACGCUGGCAGACGACCAAGCUACAGCCUUGUAA